GACAGCUAGCGAGCCCCUCGAUGCAGUGACUUGUAGGAAGGAACGGCGCCUUUCUCUCCUUCUCUGGCUCUCUCCCGCCUCACUCACGGACAAGCUACGGAUGAUUGUUUUGCAGACAACGACCACGGACCAACCCCAUAUCCUCACUUUCCACUCUUCUUCUUCUCGCUUUAGCAUCCAGGGGGAGAAUAAGAAUAAGGCUUCCCAUCUUCUUUACAUCAUCUGCACGCCAUCGCCAUGGGCCAAAUUCUCGACAGACUCAACGGUAAGGAGUGGAAGAGAAAGCAAGUCAAGUUGAUAACAGACAGGGUUUAUGAUCGAGUUAGUAAUCAAUCAGGACGGCUUACUCUCACCUUCGACGAUCUGUACAUCGCUGUGCUUCUUGUCUUCAAUGACAUUAACAAGCACUUGCCCGGCCCCCAUUUCGACCCACCCUCCAAAGAUCACGUCCUUGAUAUCAUGAAGGAAUGUGAUAUCAACCUAGAUGGCGGGCUUGAUCGUGAAGAGUUUGCCAAGUUCAUCAAGAAGCUAACAGCAGAGACAUUUGUGGUAGUCAGCCAGGGACUUCUGCUGACUUUGGUGGUAGCACCAACCCUUGCAAUGGCGACCAAGCGAGCCACCGAAGGCGUUCCACAUGUGGGGAAAGUAGUGCAGAAGGUUCCGAAUGCGGUAUUUGCAUCGCUAGUUACUCUUGCCGUCGUCUGGAUUCAACAGUCGCAGCAUGAAGCCUUGUAGUUUCAGUUUGCCCCACUGGUUGAUUCAUGAUUACUUUCAGAACCUAUAGUAUAGUACUACCAGUCUUGGUCCCAUUAAAACAGAACAUCUUCUCUUGUUAAUAAACUACUUCUUCUGAUCAUAUGAUUGUCACUGUUUGAAUUGCAACGAGGGAAGGAUUUAACUUUUAUUAACACAGAGAAUGAACACAAUAAAUGGAUGAAUGAA
This is a messenger RNA of Linum tenue, 942 nucleotides long. The record is from the annotation of a GenBank genome assembly. NCBI's taxonomy places the organism in Eukaryota, Viridiplantae, Streptophyta, Magnoliopsida, Malpighiales, Linaceae.